This is a messenger RNA of Nycticebus coucang (slow loris), 7953 nucleotides long. RefSeq names its product ubiquitin specific peptidase 37 (gene USP37). Gene Ontology annotation, molecular function: cysteine-type deubiquitinase activity. The record is from RefSeq and is a predicted model, not a curated record. The coding region runs from base 568 to 3525 and encodes 985 amino acids. Gene Ontology annotation, biological process: protein deubiquitination. NCBI's taxonomy places the organism in Eukaryota, Metazoa, Chordata, Mammalia, Primates, Lorisidae. The transcript has 26 exons.
GCGGGGCUUCCUGGGCUAUGCUUCGGAAGGCGAUGGGCGGGGCGAAGGCAUAGAUGGGGCGGAGUUUUCAGGCUUGCGUGCACGCGCCUCUUCUGGUCGCGUCGAGUGUGCGUGCGUGCGUGUUUCCGUGUGGUCACAGUUCCCGCCAUCAGCCGCUCUCCCUGAGUGGGGGGGAGCGAGCGGCCUCACUACUUAGUGUUUGGCUUCCUUUCCUUCUUUACCCCCAGCUCCUCCCCUUCCGUGUGGGCUCUGCUUUCAGCUGGCUGGUCCCGGGGCUCCGGACCCUCAGGCACAGCUGAACUGAUGGCUUCUGGAGAACCUGCAUAGGUGCAGAAUAUGAGUAGUUUCCCAAGAAGAGUGCUUUACCUUUGGGGCAAGGAACAGAAUAAAGGUGAAUUGUUAUUACAUAAGGUUUUCAGUAAAAGUCACUGAAAAUUAUUUGCUGUACAGUAACCAGAGGCUUCAAACUAGGGGCCCCCAAGCUGUAUUCUACUGGCAGAACCUAUCAGGUGAAGGUGUAUUUUUGCUUUUUAUUUUGGGUAGAAGCAAUUUAUUUUUAAAGAAAAUAUGUCUUCUCUGAAGAUACAUGGUCCUAUCAGAAUUCGAAGUAUGCAGACUGGGAUUACAAAGUGGAAAGAAGGAUCCUUUGAAAUUGUGGAAAAAGAGAAUAAAGUCAGCCUAGUAGUUCACUACAAUACUGGAGGAAUUCCAAGGAUAUUUCAGCUAAGUCAUAACAUUAAAAAUGUGGUGCUUCGACCCAGUGGAGCAAAACAAAGCCGCCUAAUGUUAACUCUACAAGAUAAUAGUUUCUUGUCUAUUGACAAAGUACCAAGUAAGGAUGCAGAGGAAAUGAGAUUGUUUCUAGAUGCCGUCCAUCAAAACAGACUUCAUGCAGCCACGAAACCUUCUCAGGGGUCUGGUAGUUUUGGAGCCAUUUUGGGCAGUAGGACCUCACAGAAGGAAACCAACAGGCAGCUUUCUUAUUCAGACAAUCAGGCCUCUUCAAAAAGAGGAAGUUUGGAAACUAAAGAUGAUGUAUCAUUUCGAAAAGUUCUGGGUAAUCCAGGUAGAGGAUCCAUUAAAACUGUAGCAGGAAGUGGAAUAGCUGUUACACGGGCAGUUCCUUCUUUGGUUCCUUCUUUGACGUCUACACCAACACCUCUCAGAUCUGGGUUACUAGAAAAUCGGACUGAAAAGAGGAAAAGAAUGCUAUCAUCUGGCUCAGAGUUGAGUGAAGAUUACCCUAAGGAAAAUGAUUCAUCAUCGAACAACAAAGCUAUGACAGAUCCUUCAAGAAAGUAUUUAAGCAGUAGUAGAGAAAAGCAGCUGAGUUUGAAGCAGUCAGAAGAAAAUCGGACAUCAGGGCUUUUACCUUUGCAGUCAUCAUCCUUUUAUGGUAGCAGAACUGGAUCCAAGGACUACUCAUCUGGUGUCACUAACUUAGACAGGAGUAAUAUUUCAAGCCAGACUCCCUCUGCCAAAAGAAGUUUGGGAUUUCUUCCUCAGCCAGCUCCUCUUUCUGUUAAAAAACUGAGGUGUAACCAAGAUUAUACUGGUUGGAACAAACCAAGAGUGCCCUUUUCCUCUCACCAACAGCAACAACUGCAGGGUUUCUCCAAUUUGGGAAAUACCUGCUAUAUGAAUGCUAUUUUACAAUCUCUAUUUUCACUCCAGUCAUUUGCAAAUGACUUGCUUAAGCAAGGUAUCCCAUGGAAGAAAAUUCCACUCAAUGCACUUAUCAGGCGCUUUGCACACUUGCUUGUUAAAAAGGAUAUCUGUAAUUCAGAGACCAAAAAAGAUUUACUCAAGAAAGUUAAAAAUGCCAUUUCGGCUACAGCAGAGAGAUUUUCUGGUUAUAUGCAGAAUGAUGCUCAUGAAUUUUUAAGUCAGUGCUUAGACCAGCUGAAAGAGGAUAUGGAAAAAUUAAAUAAAACUUGGAAGAUUGAACCUUUUCCUGGAGAAGAAAAUUCACCAGAUAUUUCUGUUACCAGAGUAUACACUUGCCCUGUUAUUACUAAUUUGGAGUUUGAGGUUCAGCACUCCAUCAUUUGUAAAGCAUGUGGAGAGAUUAUUCCGAAAAGAGAACAGUUUAAUGACCUCUCUAUUGACCUUCCUCGUAGGAAAAAACCACUUCCUCCUCGUUCAAUUCAAGAUUCCCUUGAUCUUUUCUUUAGAGCAGAAGAACUUGAGUAUUCUUGUGAGAAGUGUGGUGGAAAGUGUGCUCUUGUCAGGCACAAAUUUAAUAGGCUUCCCAGGGUCCUUAUUCUUCAUUUGAAACGAUACAGCUUUAAUGUGGCUCUCUCGCUUAACAACAAGAUUGGGCAGCAAGUCAUCAUUCCAAGAUACCUGACCCUGUCAUCUCAUUGCACUGAAAAUACAAAACCACCUUUUACUCUUGGUUGGAAUGCACAUAUGGCAGUUUCUAGACCAUUGAAAGCCUCUCAAACAGUGAAUUCCUGCAUCACCAGCCCUUCUACACCUUCAAAGAAAUUUACUUUCAAAUCUAAGAGCUCCUUAGCUUUAUGCCUUGAUUCAGACAGUGAGGAUGAGCUGAAACGCUCUGUGGCCCUCAGCCAGAGACUUUGUGACAUGUCAGGCAACGAACAGCAGCAGGAAGUCCUGGAAAAAGAUUCAAAAUUAUGCCAAAUAGAGCCUGAUAAAUCCGAAAUGGAAAACUCAGGAUUUGACAGAAUGAGUGAAGAAGAGCUUUUAGCAGCUGUCUUAGAAAUAAGUAAGAGAGAAACUUCACCAUCUCUGAGUCAUGAAGAUGAUGAUAAGCCAACAAGCAGCCCAGAUACUGGAUUUGCAGAAGAUGAUAUGCAAGAAAUGUCUGAAAAUCCAGACACUAUGGAAUCUGUGAAGUCAAAGACAAUCACAGAGCCAGAUCCUGCCAGUUUUACUGAGAUCGCCAAAGACUGUGAUGAAAAUAAAGAAAACAAAACUCCUGAAGGAUCUCAGGGAGAGGUUGAUUGGCUUCAGCAGUAUGAUAUGGACCCUGAAAGGGAAGAACAAGAGCUUCAGCAGGCAUUGGCUCAGAGUCUUCAAGAGCAAGAAGCUUGGGAACAGAAAGAAGACGAUGAUCUCAAAAGAGCUACAGAGCUAAGUCUUCAAGAGUUUAACAACUCUUUUCUGGAUGCAUUGGGUUCUGAUGAGGAUUCUGGAAAUGAGGAUGUUUUCGAUAUGGAAUACACAGAAGCCGAAGCUGAGGAACUGAAAAGAAAUGCUGAGACAGGAAAUCUUCCUCAUUCCUAUCGGCUCAUCAGUGUUGUUAGUCACAUUGGUAGCACUUCUUCUUCAGGUCAUUACAUUAGUGAUGUGUAUGAUAUUAAGAAGCAGGCAUGGUUUACUUACAAUGACCUGGAGGUAUCUAAAAUCCAAGAGGCUGCUGUGCAAAGUGAUCGGGAUCGGAGUGGUUACAUCUUCUUUUAUAUGCACAAAGAGAUCUUUGAUGAGCUUCUGGAAACAGAAAAGAAUUCUCAGGCAUUUAGCAUGGAAGCAGGGAAGACUACCCGGCAGGCCUCGUGAGGAAGAAACUCCUGGGAUGGCAGUGUGCACUGCGUACUCUCUCUUACUGCCGCCCACCUCACCUUUCCUCUGCCCAAGGAGAAUUUGGAAUUCUACAUGAUGCGGGAGCAACAAACAGCUCAGGGCCAAACCAAAAGACGAAAAUUGGAGUUAUGCAGAAUGCUCCAUACUAUUUUAUGGAAACCUUGGUCUCACAUCUGUAGCUGAUUAUCCUCUUUUCUCUCCUACAAGAGUGGCACUUCUUUUGUCUUAGGAAUACAUGUUGUAAAUAUAUAAAUAUAUAUGUACAUACACAUGCACAGGAUGAAUGGAGCCUUAAAGAGUUAAGAUGAACCACAAGACUAUGCUCAUAAUUAAUAGCACAGCAGUUUGGAGAAGAAAUGAAGGUGUCAAAGAAUCCAUUCACCUGGGAAAAGUGUGAAGAUAAACCUAUCCGUUGGCUUUUAGCUUUUAUGUUUCUGGAGUUUCUUGAAUUUCACUCAAGUCUGUAACCUUUCAUGUGUGGUUUCUUAUAGUAAAGUUCACUGGAAAGCCAGCUCUCCAUGUUACACUAAUGACAGUUUGUUCUCCUUGCAUGAGAGGGGCAUUACUGUCACCUGACUUGAGCCUUUUUUUUUUUUUUAAUUUCAUGAAUUUAUAAUAUCUUUGCCGUUUACAUGCAGUUCCAAGAAAUGGAUUGUUGGUGCUUUGGAAUGUGUAUGGUACUACAUUUGAUAUUCAUUGUACACUUUGUGUUUUCUCUAAAGAAAUUUCUUCACACAGAAUGUUUAUCAUGUAUCAUUAUGUUAUGAUGGAGAUGAAGAUAGAAUCUUUUAUUUUCUUCUGUAUCAUUCUUCCGUGGAGCAGCAUUAUCCUAACAGAUUGUAACCAAAACUUUAAAAGGUAGAAAAAUAAUAUUUCUUCAACUGGGACUCCCCAGCAGGACUGAAGAAUGCUAGCAUUUCUGUCUAACUUAGGACAAGAGAGGCAUUCUUGUGUUAAAGCUGAAUUUCUGGACCACUAAAGCUCAAAGCCCUACCACUAGUGUGAAAUUAAGUACUUGAGCUAUAGGAUAAAGGUUGAGUAUUUAAUCAUUCGGUAUCCGUCUUUGCCCUUAAAAUAGGUGGGAAUUAAAAUGUGAUCGGUUUAGGUUAUCUCAAGAAUAACAGAUAACAAAGGUGCAUAAUAUAUCUUUUUAGGUUCUCUGAGUCAAGGCUAAGUGAGGAUGCAACAUUAAGUGCUACAUUAGUCAGUUAGCUGACAUUACCAACUUGGUUAAGCACCUUAUGAAACCAUAUAAAGAAUGAGUUUGAAGGUGGAAUUCUAUCCACACAAUAAUUUUGUGAGCCCAGAUACCAGUAGGAUUGCACAGAGUUUAGUAUAGCAAAAUGAAGCUUUCAUUAGUUUUCUUUCGUGUGUUUUCUUCGCUUUUAUUGUAAACAAGGGGAUUGCUUUUCAGACAAAAACCACAUCAGGUAUUCAGGACAAAAAAAUGUUUUAAACCCCAUCAUCACAGAAGAUACAACAUCUUCUCUAGAAGAUUGCCUUAAGAGAGCUCCAGCUCUACUCCUUGAAACUUGGAUGUGUUCUAACAUAGAUAACUCUUCUAAAAUUUUGAAUCUUUGAAUUGUAAAUGGCCUCAGCACUUUUGCUUAACUACUGACAAAUACGUUGCUUCCUAUGAUCUUUGUGUACACUGUAUCGUAGUAAAUGUUCACAGUGGUACAACAGUAGGAUAUGAAGGAGUAGUUGAGUGCAAAGGAAAAUAUUUGUUUUCAAAACUAGCUUUUAAAAGUUUUGUUUCAUUUCUACCAAGAGCCUCGUUUGGUUUGGUUUGGUUUUGCUUGAAAAUAACUGGUUUUCUCAUAAAUGAGUGACAUGAUAAUCAAAAUUUUUUGGCUAGUUAUCAUUUAUCUUAACCUAUCUGUGCAUUUGAGAGCUUCUAGAAGCACUGAUAAAAAUUAUCAGGAGCAGUUUGAAGUGAGGGCUGCAUUAAGACAGAGAAGAAUAGAAAUGAUGCCGUUAAGCCUAGAAGCAGCCUCAUUUGUUUUCAUAGCUUGAACACAUGUAUGAUUUAGAAGUACACUUGGCUUAGAGACCUGGUUUGAUUUUCAUGUCUUGAGCAGGACUUGUUGAAGAUAGGUUACUAGUGUACAUGAAUUAUCUCAUUGCUCACAUACUUACAAGGUUGGGACUUGAAUUUCACUUGAUACCUAUCCUUUGUUGUGGCCUUGUCAGCCUUUUCCUUUACUCCUUUCCUUUACUCUUUUGACUACAAAUGGAGAUUUCAGCUAGACAGUGUUGAUGAGGUUUGUUGGAGGUUUUUUGAGCUCGUUAUAUAUAUUUAAAAAUUAUAAAUAGAUAAUAUAUUUUUUUUUGCACAGUGUGAUCAGUUUGCUCAGAACUGGGGGAUGGACCAGUUAGCCUGUUGGGGCCAGGAAGGGACAAGUUAGAUUGGGAGACAGAGUGCUUCAGUUCCAGGCAGUUUGCAUAGUACCUAAUUAACUAACCUUCUUAUUGAAAUACCAAAAGUACGGUUACAUUACUUUGAAUAACAUUGAAUUGGAACUUUAUAGUCACUACUUAUAGAUAACAACCUUUUGAUCUUAUUUGGAAUUUUUUGAAAGGGAAAAGCAAAACUAAAUUUCAAACUCAUUUAUUUUUAUCCCCUCAAAGUAUACAGAGUUAGAAGGGUGCAUAUGACUAGAUGCUAUUAUCCCCUUAGUAGCCAUGACUAUAAUUUCUGCCCACGAGAAGGUAGACUAUAUUUUGCGGGAAUAUAUUUAUAUGUGUGUGCACACUCAUAAGUUUUGUCUCAGCGGGAUAGAAGCAGCAGCAACUCAUUCAUGAAUUAGUCUUCUACUUAUAUUUUGAUUCCAAAAGCUAUUUGUUUACUUGCUAUGGUCUGUUAGUUCUAGCCCUAACUAAAAUGGCUCAGUAACAAGUACAACAAAUGUAAAUGUGUUUACAUUUUAAGUAUGCAGUAGUUCUUACAGAUUAGUUUACUUUGAAAGGCAAAUAUUAGACUACACAUUUUUUCUCUUUGAACAAGUGUAAAAUUCUUCUGAAAGAGAGGCUUUAAAAUGUAAAACCUAAGUAAUCCCAUGAAUUUUCUUACUCUUGCAUAUUGCAAUUAUGGUUGCAUAACUACAUGUACAGCUACAGAAAUAGUUAUAUAAUGAAAAUUAUCUGGAAAAACCUAAAUUAAAGACAAAAACAGGUAGUUUGUAAACUCACUUGUGAUCUACUGAAAAGAUGUUAUAUUAAAAUAUUAUCCUUCUUCUCUGUCCUCUGAAAUAACUGCAGUAGAUACUCAGUUAUCCAACUUUUUAUUUUUGUGGCUCUGUUUGAUUUAAUCAACUCCCAGAGGUGGUCUUUUGUUUUAAAUUAGGGAAACAGAGCUAGAUUUACAAGUACAUGUGGCUCUUGGAUUUUUUUUUUUUAGGAAAAUUAUCAACCCAGCACCAGAUGCAAGUCACAUAAGUGUUCUGAUAAAAUGGAUAUGUCCUUUUCCUCCCCAUUUUGCUCAUUGCUGAGUAAUGCUCUUAACAAAUGUGUACAAAAACUAGAUUUCUGCCUCUAACAUCUUUCUACUGCAUUACUUCAAAAUUCUAAUUUUGUCUCUAUUGAUAUGUCUUAUUAACAUCUGAAAAAAUGUUUUAUUGGAAAACUAUAGUUUGUUAGGCCUUAAGAGUUUUGUGGCAGAAUUACUUUGCUGUGUUUCAUCAGUCAUUGACUACCUUAUGGCAUGCUUUCAUUACUAGACUUCAGGCAGUCUCUUUUCGUUGUAUCCUAUUUAUAUACAAUUAACAAAUUGUUUCCUUUCCAUGCCUGUUACAUAUCUGAGAUUUUGAAGUUUUUAUUAAAAAGUAUGCUAGCGUGAAUAUAAGCAUUUGAUGUUUAGUAACAUUGGACUUAAAGUACAGAGAUUCUCAUACGGGUAUGUCCACUGGCAUAGGAAUAGAAUGGAUGAGGGUCUGGAUCAGGAUCCAAAUGCCAGAACAAAGAAAAGCAAUCAGCUGAACUGGUUUGCUUUAAAAACAGAGUGGACCUGUAUAAAGAGUGAGACCACAUGUGGGUGUGCACACCUAUUGUUCCCAGGUUUCCCUCCCUCUGAGCUUUUCUGUCUCUCUCCCUAACUUCUCUGGCCUGUUGUCAGUGUUGUUUCUUUAUGCUUAGGGAGAGGAAAACAAAACUGAGGUUUUCUACACUUUGCCUAACUGAGCUACUACCAGGUUUGCUGGCAGCUGUGGCCACAUUAUUUGUGAGGUGAUUUUGGGUUCAGAGUGACUUGAUUCUGAUUCCUUAUGUUGUUUUAUAUGGCGCAGCACUAUUAUCUGUGUUUUAGCAGAACUAUUCCUCUGUAUUUUAUUUUUCCUUGUUUUGUUUCCUUUUUAAAUUAUGCAUAGAGUUUUUUUGUGUGUGAAAUUAAAGCCAUUAUUAACCUUC